UCCUAACAAAUCUAAUAACAAGCGGCAUGAUCUAACAGCCGUCUGUUUACGAAUAGCCAUGCGAUCGCUGGAUUCUCAUUAGGUUUUGUCUCACAAAAUGGAAUAUCGGAAGAUUUGUAAAUAUUAGUAAUCUUCAUUAGGUAACUGAAAGGUGUGCGUUAGGUGUCUCUUCUAUUCUUCUGGCAUCUUCAACAGUUUAAUUUAAAAGAAGUGCAAUGUAGUUGCCAAAUGGAAAGAAGACUGCCAUGUCUUUGGGACUUGGAAAAAAUUCAUAUCAACCGAUGACAAUGAGGAUGGAAUGGCAAGGCACAACUUAAUCAUUUCUAAUAGUGAAGACAAGCUGAAAAGUCACAAUAUCCAUCAGAAGAUGAAAAGUCCUUCUUCCAUAAAAAGACCAUUAAUCCAAAUGAAGUGAAGAAGACAAUGUAUCAUAAACUAAUCGCCAUAGCAGCAUGUUCCCAAUUUUGUUGCACCUUCUAUCACAUCCUGACAGCCAAUAGAAACUUGAGCUUCAUCACGCUCCUCACGUUACCUCUCCUGCUGAUACUACUUAACCAACUGACUUGGACUAUCACAUGGUUUGGACACUUGGACUAUCUCAAGUUGGAUCUUCACAAAUCUUCUUCAGCCCUGGCAAGAUCCAAUGUGGAUUACACCAAUACUGCAUCUGAUAUCACAACUGUAAGAACUCCCACAACCUCAGCGGCCGAGUUUCGUCCUAUUACUCGUUGGAAGGAUGCUAUUUUGAUGACAGCUUAUCGAAAAGGCAUUUAUGGGGACAGCUUGAAGGAUUUAAUUGGAGAUGAAUUAGACGACUAUGCAUGGAGACUUGGUGAUUACUGCAAAGCUAUGUAUUCUGGUGACGGUUUGUUUUACGAAUGUAAAAUUACCGCCAUGUUUAGUAAUUUUUGCACAGUAAAAUUCUUGGGCUAUGAUAAUACUGAAGAUGUUAGAAUUGAAGAUCUCAGAGAAACUGAUGGAAAGCAGGCUCGUAGAGAGCAAAUUCGAAUAGCUAAGGCCAUUUUGGAUGAGAAUGUGGAUGAAGAUGGAGAUUCAUCUGAUCUCGACGAUUUUCUUCCGAUGCGCAUGCGCCGUGCAAGACAAUCUGCAGCAGAUGGAGUUGUGUGUGCUGAUCAUUCUCCUGGGCGCAUAUGCCGUGCAAGCCAAUCUGCAGCAGAUGGAGCUGUAUGUGCUGAUCAUUCUCAUAGGCGCUGCCAUGCAAGCCAUUGCGCUACUGCGCCUUCUGUGUCUGCCAAUCAGUCAUUUAUGCCACCUCCAACAUCUAUGCCCCAGGGUCCAGCAUCUCUUGCCCCUUUUACGCUGCCACAGUGUCCAGGACUUCAUGGUCCUCCUAUGCUGCCCCAGGGUCCAGGACCUCAUGCUCCUCCUAUGCUGCCCCAGGGUACAGGACCUCAUGCUCCUCCUGUGAUGCCCCAGGGUACAGGACCUCAUGCUCCUCCUGUGAUGCCCCAGGGUACAGGACCUCAUGCUCCUCCUGUGAUGCCUCAGAGUCCAGGACCUCAUGCUCCUCCUAUGUUGCCCCAAGUUCCAGGAAUUCAAUCUCCUCCUAUGUUGCCCCAGGGUCCAGUCCCACCAAAUGAAAUGCCUGGUAUUCUAAAUGCUUGGUACAUGGCUGGCUAUUAUACUGGCUUGCACCAUUUUGAAGAUGAAAUCGCAGCAGGCAGGAUUACUACAACACAAGGAAGAAAUCUUCAAGAAGGCCAGGAGCUGGAGAGACUAUUACACCAUUUACACCGCUUAGAUGAAACAUUGCCGAAAGAGGGAGCCAUGGAUGCCAUUGCUGCCGCAACCAUUCCAAUCAGCGCUUUCCAUAUUAAAAAAUGAAUGUGAUGAGUUUUUUUUUAAGUUUCUCAAUACAUUAUCUCUCUUCAUUCCAUAUCUACAUAUUGAACUGAAUGUUAGUCGUUUCCUCUUAUUUGGUUGUGUUGUGAUGUGAUGUGAGCUUAUUUUAUGUGGAUGUAAUUCUUUUUUUGGUGGUCCAAUAAAUGUUAAGCCAAAUUG
Argiope bruennichi is the source of this 2022-nucleotide messenger RNA. RefSeq names its product survival of motor neuron protein-like. Bases 424 to 1845 code for a protein of 473 amino acids. Gene Ontology annotation, molecular function: RNA binding. Gene Ontology annotation, cellular component: nucleus; cytoplasm. Gene Ontology annotation, biological process: mRNA processing. The transcript is spliced from 10 exons. The record is from RefSeq and is a predicted model, not a curated record. Lineage: Eukaryota; Metazoa; Arthropoda; Arachnida; Araneae; Araneidae.